CCUGUGCCCACAUAGUUACAAACAGAAGAAGAGGAAGCCGAAGUCAUGUUUGGACACUACCACGGACGUAACACAGCACUGUGGUCUUUAAGUCUACGUUUAUCUCUCAUGUUCACCUGUGUACUAAUUCGUAUACCGUGUGACAAACUACACUUUAUUCAUUCUUCGUGUCAGGAUAAACUCGACUCGUCUCCGUGAACUUUGAAGCUUCCGAGGCUAGCUUUACCUAGCCUGCUAGUUAGCUUAGCUUGUUAGCUCCCGCGUCUCUUUGUCAGCAGCUUUCAACACGUCGCCAAGCAGAGGCCAAAUCAAGGUGUAAAGUGUUGGGAGUGUGCCAAAAUGUGCGAAAGAAAGAUAGCAGAGUACGAUGAGGAACUUUUUCGAACAAAAGAGGCGAAGGAGCGACAACGUCAACUGCUGGACGCUGUCUUCAAGAAGCCUCAAGUUGUGUUGCACAGAACAGAUGUCCAGCAGCUGAUUGUAGAUCAGAGAGAUAGUCUACCGAGGUCUUGGGGGGAGAACUCUACUUUAAAGCAAGAGGAACCCCAUCCCCAUCCUGUCAAAGAGGAAGAUCCACAACCGCCCCACUUUAAAGAAGAAGAGGAGGUAGAGUGUAUUCUAGGGCAGGAUGAGGCAGAUCUCACCAAGUUUCCACUAACUGUUGUCUCUGUGAAGACUGAAGACCAUGAAAACAAACCACCUGAGUCCUCACAGCUUCAUCACAGUCCAAAUGUCCAGCAGCUGAUUGGUCAUCAAAAAGAACCUCUCUCUCUGUUGCUGGAAGUGCGCUCCCCUUUGAAGCAGGAGGAUCCACAACCCCCCAACAUUAAAGAAGAAGAGGAGAAUGUCUGGAUCACUCAGGAGGGAGAGUGUAUUCUAGGGCAGGGGGAGGCUGAUCUCACCAAGUUUCCAUUGACUGUUGUCUCUGUGAAGAUUGAAGACCAUGAAGACAAACCACCCGAGUCCUCACAGCUUCAUCACAGUCUAAGUAAGGAGAAGAGGGAGGUGGAGCCUCCAAGCAGCAGCUCACCACAACAUAUGACAUCAGAAGAAGAUGGAGACCACUGUGGAGGAUCACAAGCAGACAACCUCUUAGCUCCACUAUCAGAUAGUGACGACUCAUUGUCACAUGUUAAUGUAAAUAUGGAAUCACACAUGAAAACACAGACAGGGGAAAAAACUUACAGUUGUUCAGUUUGCGGUAAAAUAUCAUCUCACAAACAUAAUAUGCAAAUACACAUGAGAACUCAUACAGGUGAAAAACCUUUCAUUUGUUCAGUUUGUGGCAAAAGAUUUUCCCAAAGAGGUAAUAUUCAAAUACACAUGAAAAGGCAUACAGGAGAAAAACCUUUCAGUUGUUCAGUUUGUUCAAAAGGCUUUGUUAAAAACGCUGAUUUGACUCAACACAUGCGAACACACACGGGAGAAAAACCUUUCAGUUGUUCAGUUUGCUCAAAAGGAUUUGUUAAAAACGCUGAUUUGACUAGACACAUGCGGACACACACCGGAGAAAAACCUUUCAUUUGCUCAAACUGUGGCAAAAGAUUUUCUCAGAGCGGAACGAUGCUGUCACACAUGAGAACGCACCCAGGAGAAAAGUUAUUUAGUUGUUCGGUUUGCAGUAAAAUAUUCUCCAAAAAAUGUAAUAUGCAAAUACACAUGAGAACUCACACAGGAGAAAAACCUUUCAGUUGUUCAGUUUGUGGUAAAAGAUACUCGAAUAAACCUAUAUUGCAUAGACACAUGAGAACGCACACAGGAGAAAAACCUUAUAGUUGUUCAGUGUGUGGUCAAAGAUUCUCUGACACUAAAAAAAUUCAAAGACACAUGAGAACACACACAGGAAAAUAACGUUUCCUUUUUGGAAGUCGUCUUAGAAUGGACUUUGGCAGACUCACUAAUGGUCUACUGCGAGGCUUCUAUAAAAUCUGGACUGUGUUCCGGAUCAUUAGGCAAGGAAAUAAAUUAGUAAAUGGUUUGUAGUGUUAAAUACAGUGUUUUUAAAUGAGUCACAAUAUCCAUUAAAAGGGGAACAGCACCCUUUUAAUUUUCCUAUUUUACCUUGCCCGUUAUUCAUAAACUUUAUGUGACACGAGCACACGUUUUCCUUUUUUUUUGUGCAUCUUAACUUGUAAAUAAAUGCUAGCAAUUGUCAGCUAUACCACCUAUGAAA
Molecule: messenger RNA, 2173 nt
Organism: Nerophis ophidion (straightnose pipefish)
Lineage: Eukaryota; Metazoa; Chordata; Actinopteri; Syngnathiformes; Syngnathidae
Product: zinc finger protein OZF-like
Exons: 3
Coding region: 340-1851 (503 amino acids)
Biological process (GO): regulation of immune system process; regulation of cytokine production; negative regulation of transcription by RNA polymerase II
Source: RefSeq, a predicted model, not a curated record